GCGAGACUGAGCGAGAAAGCUGGAGAGGAGCAGAAAGAAACUGCCAGUGACGGCUAGAUUCCGAGUCCGCCGCGCCACUGUGCACCGUCUCGGGACUCGACACCCUCGGGAGCCCCGCCGUCCUCUCGGGCCCGGCUUGCGGGUGCUUACGGUCCAGCCCGUGCCGCGGUUCGCUUGGAAACCUCCCUGGGCAGCGGUGGGACGUGGAGACAGCAGCUCUCUCCCGGUAGCGGAUAACGGGGAAUGGAGACCAACUGCCGCAAACUAGUGUCAGCGUGUGUACAAUUAGAGAAAGAUAAAAGCCAACAGGGGAAGAAUGAGGACGUGGGCGCCGAGGACCCUUCCAAGAAAAAGCGGCAACGGCGGCAGCGGACUCACUUCACCAGCCAGCAGCUGCAAGAGCUGGAAGCUACGUUCCAGAGGAACCGCUACCCGGACAUGUCCACGCGCGAAGAAAUCGCAGUGUGGACCAACCUCACAGAGGCCCGAGUCCGGGUUUGGUUCAAGAAUCGCAGGGCCAAAUGGAGAAAGCGAGAGCGCAACCAACAGGCCGAGCUGUGCAAGAAUGGCUUCGGGCCGCAGUUCAAUGGGCUCAUGCAACCCUACGACGACAUGUACCCGGGCUACUCGUACAACAACUGGGCCGCCAAGGGCCUUACAUCGGCCUCCCUGUCCACCAAGAGCUUCCCCUUCUUCAACUCCAUGAACGUCAACCCCUUGUCGUCGCAGAGCAUGUUCUCCCCACCCAAUUCCAUCUCGUCCAUGAGCAUGUCGUCCAGCAUGGUGCCCUCAGCAGUGACCGGCGUCCCGGGCUCCAGCCUCAACAGCCUGAAUAACUUGAACAACCUGAGCAGCCCGUCGCUGAACUCCGCGGUGCCAACCCCCGCCUGCCCUUACGCGCCACCGACGCCUCCAUACGUUUAUCGGGACACGUGUAACUCGAGCCUGGCCAGCCUGAGACUGAAAGCAAAGCAGCACUCCAGCUUUGGCUACGCCAGCGUGCAGAACCCGGCGUCGAACCUGAGCGCUUGCCAGUACGCGGUGGACCGGCCCGUGUGAGCAGCACCCACCGCGCCGGGUUCUAGGACCUGCCGGGUGGGCCCACUCCGACCUUGAGAGACUGGGAACUCUGUGAUGCUAGACAGUCGUGGGCACUAAAGGGAUGGAGAGAGGAGGAGAGAAGAUAGAGGCAAAAAAUAAAUAAAAGAGGAAACCACUGCAUUAAAGAAAGCGCUCCUUUGAUUUCAAAGGCAUUUCCUCAGUGUCUGACAUCUUUCACUAAAGUAUUUCCAAUAGUUGC
This is a messenger RNA of Elephantulus edwardii (Cape elephant shrew), 1300 nucleotides long. It is a transcript of the gene PITX2, whose product is annotated as paired-like homeodomain 2. Lineage: Eukaryota; Metazoa; Chordata; Mammalia; Macroscelidea; Macroscelididae. The coding region runs from base 244 to 1059 and encodes 271 amino acids. Gene Ontology annotation, biological process: anatomical structure morphogenesis; regulation of transcription by RNA polymerase II. Gene Ontology annotation, cellular component: nucleus. The transcript has 4 exons. The record is from RefSeq and is a predicted model, not a curated record. Gene Ontology annotation, molecular function: RNA polymerase II cis-regulatory region sequence-specific DNA binding; DNA-binding transcription factor activity, RNA polymerase II-specific.